GUUGCUUUUUACUGCAGGUGGAUAGUUAUUUUGUAUAAAUAAUUAGCAAGUUGUUUAAAAUUGGGCUUUGUAAAAUGGAUGUAGGCGAGUUGUUGGCUUUUAAACCCAAAACUGGAAAACGUGAUUAUGAUGAUGCACCCACUGAAUCACCAAAACCAAAGAUCUCUAAACCAGCGUUGAAGUCAGAUAAGACCAUGGAAAAAGAGCUGGACACAUUUUUUGUCAACGCUAAACUUGGUGGCGGAGGUGAUAGGCCGAAAAAGAAAGCAACAAGACUUCAGCUUCAAGCAGGUGCUGCAGUCAGUUCUGGAUUGAAAAGAAGUGGAGGUUCUGCUCCCGCUUCAAGUGCUGUUAGUCCUCUGGAAGAAAAUGUAAAUGACGAGACGGAGGAAGAGAGGCAAAUGAAACUCCUGGAGAUGUGGGAAGAGAAAGUUAAAGCAAAGGAUUUAAAUGAUGAAGAGCAAUAUGAUGAUCAAAAAGUGAAGAAGUUAAUUUUAUCUUUCGAGAAGAAAGUUUACAAAAACCAAGAGAUGAGAAUUAAGUUCCCAGACAACCCGGAAAAGUUUAUGGAGUCAGAACUUGAUUUGAAUGAUGUCGUCAUGGAAAUGAAGAUUCUUGCCACGAUGCCGGAGCAAUAUCAUUAUCUAGUUGAGCUCCGCUCUGUGAACUCUUUGUUGGCCUUAAUCAACCAUGCUAACACUGAUAUUGCCAUUGCUGUAAUUGAUUUAAUUCAAGAGCUGACUGAAGUAGAUUCGGUCACAGAGAAUGAAGAAGGGGCGAAUCUGCUCGCUGAUGCUUUAAUGGAUGGACAAGCAGGAUCAUUGAUUGUUCAAAACCUUGAAAGAUUGGAUGAAUCUGUGAAAGAAGAGGCAACAGGAGUGCAUAACUCACUUGGUGUGGUGGAAAAUCUACUUGAAUUAAAACCUGAGUUUGGUUUGAACUUUGCUCAGCAAGGCUUUGUGGCUUGGCUGCUAAAAAGAUUAAAAGCAAAAAUCCCAUUUAGUGGAAACAAACUAUAUGCUUCUGAAAUUCUUUCUAUUUUACUGCAAAGUCAUGAUGAGAUACGAAAGCUUGUUGGGGAGCUUGAAGGGAUUGAUAUCUUGCUUCAGCAGUUGGCUGCUUUUAAACGGCAUGACCCAAAAGGUGCUGAAGAAGUUGAAUUCAUGGAAAAUUUAUUCAACUGCCUUUGCUCGUCACUGUUGUUGGUGGAUAAUCGUAGUAAGUUUUUACACGGAGAGGGAUUACAGCUUAUGAAUCUUAUGCUGAGAGAAAAGAAGAUGUCUAGGAACAGUGCUCUGAAAGUACUGGACCAUGCAAUGUCUGGACCAGAUGGAGCGAGCAACAGCGCAAAGUUUGUGGAUAUUCUUGGACUCCGAACUCUCUUUCCAAUAUUUAUGAAACCACCGAAAAAAAACAAAAAAGUUGGAAGCUCAAGGAAGGACCACGAAGAGCAUGUCAUCUCAAUAAUAUCCUCCAUGCUCCAGAACCUCUCUGGCUCCCAUCGGCAGCGACUUAUUGCUAAAUUCACUGAAAACGAUUUUGCAAAAGUUGAUCGUUUAAUGGAACUUCACUUUAAAUAUUAUGAGCGAGUUCAAAGGGUUGACAACAGGCUUGACGCUGAAAGGACACGACUUCUAGUAGAGGGUGAAGAUGAAGAGGAAAUUGAGGAGGACUUUUACUUGAGAAGAUUAGAUGCUGGUUUAUUUACCCUUCAACAAACAGACUACGUUCUUGUUGACAUUUGUGCUUCAGGAUCCUCAAGUAUAAAGCAACGCGUGUUGCAAAUACUCAAUUUACGCAGCGGGUCUGUUAAAAGUAUUCGAACAAUAAUCAGGGAAUACGUGGGUAAUUUAGGGGACAAUACUGGUAGUGUGUCAGGGGUUGAUAAACAAAGAAUACUCGGUCUUGCGGAUAAAUUUUGAUCAAAUGCUUCUGUGUUUGUAACUUUGUUUUAAACGGCAUAUUAACUUGGUUAUCCAAAUUUUUAUUUGAGUUUCUUAAUGUAGAUUUUUCUGGAUGCUGCUAUGAUUUUUUGUAGUUGUCUUUCUUUUUCCUGAUUGCGUCUUACAUUGUGGGUAUAAAUGAAAAAUACAAGUAGUUUUAAACAAUCAAUUAAACAAUAUGCUACCAAUUAUUCACAAUUGUCAAAAUGUGUUUCAAUUUCAUAUCGUUACUAAAAUUUUAUGCCUUUGUAUUUCUACAGA
This is a messenger RNA of Ciona intestinalis (vase tunicate), 2204 nucleotides long. RefSeq names its product beta-catenin-like protein 1. Gene Ontology annotation, cellular component: spliceosomal complex. NCBI's taxonomy places the organism in Eukaryota, Metazoa, Chordata, Ascidiacea, Phlebobranchia, Cionidae. The record is from RefSeq and is a predicted model, not a curated record.